Cricetulus griseus (Chinese hamster) is the source of this 1964-nucleotide messenger RNA. The record is from RefSeq and is a predicted model, not a curated record. Lineage: Eukaryota; Metazoa; Chordata; Mammalia; Rodentia; Cricetidae.
AUGGGGCUCCUGAGCAGCAAGAGGCAAGUCAGCGGUGAGAGGGGGAAAGGCUGGAGCCCCGUGAAGGCCCAGGCCCAGAGCAAGGCUCCCCCGCCCCUGCCACCCCUGGUUGUCUUCAACCACCUUGCUCCUCCAUCUCCUAACCAGCUCCCAGAUCAAGAGGAACAUUUUGUGGUGGCCCUGUUUGAUUAUGUGGCAGUGAAUGACAGGGACUUGCAGGUGCUGAAGGGAGAGAAGCUCCAGGUUUUGAAGAGCACUGGAGACUGGUGGCUGGCCAGGUCACUCAUCACCGGAAGAGAAGGCUAUGUGCCCAGCAACUUUGUGGCCCCAGUGGAGACCCUGGAAGUAGAAAAAUGGUUCUUCAGGACCAUCAGCCGGAAGGAUGCUGAGAGGCAGCUGCUGGCUCCAAUGAACAAGGCUGGUGCCUUCCUCAUCAGAGAGAGUGAGAGCAAUAAAGGUGCCUUUUCCCUGUCUGUGAAGGAUGUCACCACCCAGGGGGAAACGGUCAAGCACUACAAGAUCCGCUCACUGGAUGACGGUGGCUAUUACAUCUCCCCUCGGAUCACCUUCCCCACCCUCCAGGCCCUGGUGCAGCACUAUUCCAAGAAAGGGGAUGGUUUGUGCCAGACGUUGACCCUGCCCUGUGUGAGCCCUGCCCCACAGAAUCCCUGGGCACAAGAUGAAUGGGAAAUUCCCAGGCAGUCUCUCAAGCUGGUCCGGAAACUUGGGUCUGGGCAGUUUGGAGAAGUCUGGAUGGGUUAUUACAAAAACAAUGUGAAGGUGGCCGUCAAGACCCUGAAGGAGGGAACUAUGUCUCCAGAAGCUUUCCUGGGCGAGGCCAAUGUGAUGAAAACCCUGCAGCAUGAGAGGCUGGUCCGUCUCUAUGCCGUGGUCACCAGAGAGCCCAUCUACAUUGUCACUGAGUACAUGGCCAGAGGAUGCUUGCUGGAUUUUCUGAAGACAGAUGAAGGUAGCAGAUUGUCCCUUCCAAGGCUGAUUGACAUGUCAGCCCAGAUCGCAGAAGGCAUGGCUUACCUCGAGCGCAUGAAUUCCAUCCACCGUGAUCUGCGGGCAGCCAACAUCUUGGUGUCUGAGACCUUGUGCUGCAAAAUCGCCGACUUCGGCUUGGCCAGGAUCAUCGACAGUGAAUACACUGCCCAAGAGGGGGCCAAGUUCCCCAUCAAGUGGACUGCCCCAGAGGCCAUCCACUUUGGCGUGUUCACCAUCAAGGCUGAUGUAUGGUCCUUCGGAGUCCUGCUGAUGGAGAUUAUCACAUAUGGCCGUGUUCCCUACCCAGGAAUGAGCAACCCUGAGGUCAUCCGCAGCCUAGAGCAUGGCUAUCGCAUGCCAUGUCCGGAGACAUGUCCACCGGAGUUGUACCAUGACAUCAUCACUGAGUGCUGGAGAGGCCGGCCAGAGGAGAGACCCACCUUCGAGUUUCUGCAGUCGGUGCUGGAGGACUUCUACACAGCCACGGAAGGCCAGUAUGAGCUGCAGCCCUAGCCACACAUGGUUCUACAGGGCUCCCUGCCCAAGCCUCCUACUGGACGCUUACUUUGGGUUAAUAUAUUCAUACCUGGCUCUUCUUCCGGACCAGACAGGCUUCAAAGUCAGGGUGGGGACAGCAUGUCUACUUUUCAGAUGAGGGAACCAGGAGACAAAGGCGGCCUCACAGUAGGGCACAGACUCUCAAAGCAGAGCCUUGGUUCACUCUUCACUGGCUGUGUGCCUUUGGGAAGUUACCUAGCCACUCUGUGUCUACUGUUCCUUGAAUGUAAAACAAGAAAGGAUUGUAUUAGAACUUACCUCCAGUUGUGUUCGGGCCUGGGAGGGUGCUGAGCACUGCUGAGUCUGAACUGUUAGUGAUGGACAGUGUGUGUAAGGCUGUUGGAACACAGAGGGUGGCUGAUGGCAGGCAGCCAGAGCUCCUACUUCUCUGGAGCCUCAACAGCAAGUGCCUCCCU